[Candida] anglica is the source of this 2448-nucleotide messenger RNA. The record is from the annotation of a GenBank genome assembly. NCBI's taxonomy places the organism in Eukaryota, Fungi, Ascomycota, Pichiomycetes, Serinales, Debaryomycetaceae.
AUAUCAUAGUGUAGAAUAAUUUGAAUUAAAGAUGAUUAGAAAUGUUAGACAUAUUCUAGCAGUGGUAUUGACCAUACUACUAGUGCCGAUUAUGUCAUCAUCGAUUCCUGUGAUUGAAAAAUAUGAAAAGGCUAAAUCUAUUUUAGAUCAAAACUUCGAUAAGGAAACUAGAAGUCCAAUUUAUACCAAAGACAAUAUAUAUAACAAUCUUAAGAUACCUUCAUACGAUGAAGAGAUCCAAGAUUAUGAAGGUGUGAUAUAUAGGGAAAUACCAACAGAAAUCUCUGAAGCAAUUGAAGUGUUAGUACAGUGCGCCUUGGAAGAAGAUCAUUUGGAUUCUUUGGUGGCACUUGGUGACAUAUACAUGUUUGGAAAUUUUUCGAUCAAGGCAGAUUACAAGAAAGCACAUGACUACUACAAGAAGGCCGUGUCUGUGUCUGGCCAUGGACAUGCCUAUUUCAUGUUGGGAUUCAUUUACACAACUGGUAUGUUUGGAGAGUUCCCCAUAGAUGAAGCUCUAGGUGUUCUUUACUACGAAUUUGCAGUGGAGAAUGGAGAUACAAAUGCUCUAUUUGCGUUGGCUUACAAAGAGCUCAAGGGUAUAGGAACCCCGGUAAAUUGUGAAUUGGCUUUGUUUUAUUACACGAGACUAGCUAACUUGGGCAUGAAGGCACUUCAAGAACGUGACGAAGAACGCGAAGAAAUAGGUCGAUUCUAUAAUAUCCGUUUACCUGAUUUCAAUGGUGGGCUCUUUGGUAGCCCUGUUAGCGAAAUCCAAUCCUCCAUAGUUGAGAGUUCACCUAAAGAUAUUUUGGGAGAUGAAAUCGAUGAAUAUCCAUAUACAAAUUAUUAUUAUGAAGCUAUGGAAAGUUAUGAAGGUGAUUAUUUCACUCCUCGUAAUUAUACCAAAUCAUUUGAAAUAUUAAAAGAAUGUUUUGAUCACGGAGAACAAAAAUUUGGAAAGAAGGGUUACAAGAAUAUGCAUGCCACUGAUCAAUUUUUCCUUGUCCAUUGUCAAGCUAAGUUAGGUCAUAUGUACUUGAAGGGACUUGGAGUUGAGAAGAACUAUGAUGAAGCCUUAAAGUAUCUUAAAAUUUCUGCCAGCGUUAAGAAAACUGCAGAAUGUCUUACUGAUAUUGGAUACAUGUAUGAACAUGCAUUAUUACCAGAAACCAGUAACAAAACAAAAGCUCUUACAUACUAUGGAAGGGCAAUCAAAUUAGACUCUCACCAAGCAAAACUUAAUUAUGCAAAAAUUGCCAUUGAGAAAACCCAAGGGAAGAAUGUUUUUCAAUCAGCUGAAAAGAAACAAAUUUAUGAUUUAGUGUAUGGAUCUGUGUAUUCUGGAAAUGCCGAGGCUCUCUACUAUUUCGGGGAAUUCCUUCAAUCAGGAUUGGCCAGAGAGGUUGAACCGGAGAAGGAUAUAUCAUGUGAAAAUACUAUUAUCUUCUACAGGAUGUUCUUAGUAAGAAUGGAAAGUUUCUUCUUACCACAAUUGAAAUAUGCAUUUAAUGAAUUACGCCAUGGAAACUACAAAAAUGCAUUGUUAGGAUAUCUGAUUGUUGCAGAACUUGGAUUUGACCAUGCUCAGGUAUCAACAUCAUUCUUACUUUUCCAAGCAAAAUCUCUUAAGGAGAAGAAGAACGCCAAGUAUUCUAAACCAAGAGUAGAAGCCGCCAUCAAGUAUCUUGAACUUUCAUCAACUCAUCAAAAUACCGAUGCUACAGUGAUGCUCGGUGAUUUGUAUUACAAUGGUCUUGGGGAUGUAUUACCACAAGAUUAUGACAAUGCAUUUGCAUACUACAAUAAGGCUGAAUCCAAACAUUCUGCCCAUGCUAGUUUUAACAUGGCAUUGAUGUAUGAAUAUGGUUUAGGGCCAGGGAAUACAGUAGAUUAUUUCAUGGCAAAAAGAUAUUAUGACCUUAGUUUGAAAUAUGGAGGAAAAAAUAAAAUUCCCGUUAAUUUAGCUUUAUUGAAACUUCGUCUCAAAUAUAUCUUUUCUAGACAAAAGAAUCCAAAUCCAGAGAAUACUGGUUGGCUAAGUGCUUUCAAAAGUAUUCGUACGCAAAGCAAUCAAGUUAGCGAAAACAACAUACUCACCGAAAAUAGGGCAGAUGCACACCAUGAAGGUGAGACGUUCAUAGAAGAAGAAUACGACGUUAUUGAUUACUUAGUGGUAAUUGUUACGUUUGUUGUCUUUUUCUUUAUCUUUAUACGCAACUUAUACCAACAAUUGAGGAGAAUGAGAAACCCAAACCUCAAUAACAAUAAUGAUCAAAAUCCCAAUAUAAAUGAGCCGGUAGUCCCAGGAUUGAAUGCCAGAGUUGGGAACUUUCAAUUUCAAUUCUUUGCACUUUAGCUAUUAUUUUUGGGAACUAUAAUAAUAAAUAUCGCUACAAGAAGGAUGUAGAAGAAUGCAAAAAGGAAAAAAAAAGUAUUUAUAAAUAU